CAAAUAUCAAAAUAGUACUUUUAAUAGCUAAAAUUUUUGUUCUAGAUGAAGUAAAAAAACUCCUCGGUAUACAAUGAACUCUAGCAAGACAUUAAGCAUCGAAAGAUGAUGCAAGCGAUUUCAGAAAGAAUUAAAAAGGUUGAUGAAAUUGAUAAAUAAAAUGCAUAAAUGACUAAGAGAAUACAGUAGUCAGAAUCGUCAAUAAACUUCCACAAAAACACCUAGGAUUACAUAAAAUAUUCAAAUUUUUUAAAGUUAUCACAAAAAAACAGGCUGAAUAGCCAUAUUAGAAUGAAAACCGCUAGCUUUUAUGGGUCAAAAGAAGAUUUUAGACCUGAUACAUCAUAUAUUAUGAAAAGAACAAAAACAUAAGAGGAUUUAUUUGAAUAAGAAUAAGAUGAUCUUUUUGAUUCUUGUUAAAACAACCAAAUUAUUCCUAGACUUCUCAGCACACAAUAGAACAUGAACCAUAUAUAGCUUAAUCAAUUUAGACCUAAUUCAACAUCCCUCACUUAAAGACCUAAAAAGUGCUCGAACGAUAGCAUUUUACAAGGACAUAGAAGUAAAUAGGAGAACAGGAUAUUAUUAUAAAACUUAGAAGAAUCUAAGUAAAAAAUUUAUCUCGAUAGGCUUUCGGAUGCAAUAUUUUUAGAUAAAACUAAUGAAAAUACUCCCAAAGAUAAAAAGGGUAACAGCUCUUCUGUUCAAAAAAUUUUUGAAAAAAACAGGGAAAUAUAAUAAACAGAAUUUAAUUUAGAAAUAUUAAAGGCAAUGAAUUAAGUUAUUGUCAGAGGAAGAGUAAAUAUUGAAGGAGGUACUAAAAAGAAGUAUUUUAUUAAAACGCUUGAAAAAAAUUAUUUUUUGAAAAUUCUAAUCAGAUAUAUGAGUGAAGCGUAGUAGUUAUUUUUAUUUGAUGCUAUUCUUGAAAAGGAUCAUGCAGAUGUCUCAGGAGAUUCAAAAAAUUCUAAAAAUGAUAGCCUGGAAAGCAUCGAAGAAUAUAGUCUUUCAAAAGAGAGUAUUAAAAGUGACUUAUUAAAUAAAUUUAUUUCUGAUAUUGAUAUUGAGAAUGAGAAGUUAAUAAUUAAGUCAUUAGGUUUUUAAAAUCAAUAAAGACUCUCAAUCUAAAGACCUCAGAGUCAAGAAUCUAAACUAAAUUUUCACUUCAAAAAAAACAGGAAUGAAAUUUGUUAAGAAGAAGCUCUUUAAAAUUAUCUGAUAGGAAAAUUCAAAAAGCUGACUACAAGUGGGUAGAUUGAUAGCUUUGAUAAUACUAUUAAAAAAGAUAACUCUCCAAACACUAAAAAAGUAAAAAAUGAAGUUUCUGAUGAAGUAAAAGAAAGCAAUGGAGGAGAAGCUUCUAAAGCUAAAUCAUAAACUUCAUCUUCUUCAUUUACUAGUGCUAUCUUAAAGAAAUACUAAUAAAGCGAAAUUAACAGUGAUGAAAUAGCAAAAUAAAAUGAAGAAAUAUAAAAAAGCAUUAACUUUUUUAAAAACUCUAAGAUAAGCUAAUAUUUUAAAUUAACAGAGCCUGACAAAAAAUAUUUUGGUUAAAAAACAAUCAUUGGUAUUUCAAAGUUUUAGCAAAGUGCAGUCAAUUUUAGAAAUUCAGUGUAAUCAGAAAAGCUAGAAACUCAGCCAUCUCCUUAAAGAAGAAAAUAUUAAUCUUAUGAUUUAAAUUCUACACAACCUAUUCAUUCUUAGAAGGAAAAAAGAGAAAAGAGGAGUCCUGUCAAAAUGUUAAAAAGCUCUUCAUUUGCAAGAAUAAAUACUUAAGAAUCCAAAUAAGACGAUUCAACUAAAAACAUAGAAAGUAACACUAUUAUAGACUCAUCUCAGCUAGAUUAGCAAGAUCAAAUAACUAAAGUAAAAAGAUCUUCUUCUGGAAGCUAAAAGGUUAAAUUAUUUAUUAUGCUUCAAAAUAAAUAGAAAAUUAAAGCUAAAUACUUUGACAAGGAAUAUAAUGGAAAUGAAAAAAAUAAAAUUAAUAAUUUGCUUGCUAAAAAAAAUUUAUCAUCACAAGGCUAGUUGCUCUAAAAUUUUUUAAUUUCUAAGCAAAUGCCAAACUAAAUUAGUGGUGAAAAAAAAUCUUAGUAAGCAACUAUCACAUAACUCGAUAAGUAAUAAUAAUAAAAUAACUCUCCAUAAAAAGGAUAGUAGUAAACAUAAAGCAACAGUGAAGCUAUAAAAGGUAUCUUGUAAGACAAACAAAAAGUAAAAUAAGUAUGA
Tetrahymena thermophila SB210 is the source of this 2226-nucleotide messenger RNA. RefSeq lists its product as hypothetical. The transcript has 4 exons. NCBI's taxonomy places the organism in Eukaryota, Ciliophora, Oligohymenophorea, Hymenostomatida, Tetrahymenidae. The record is from RefSeq and is a predicted model, not a curated record.